This is a messenger RNA of Colletotrichum abscissum, 1581 nucleotides long. RefSeq lists its product as uncharacterized. Lineage: Eukaryota; Fungi; Ascomycota; Sordariomycetes; Glomerellales; Glomerellaceae. The record is from RefSeq and is a predicted model, not a curated record. Gene Ontology annotation, biological process: double-strand break repair via homologous recombination. Gene Ontology annotation, molecular function: nucleic acid binding; 3'-5' DNA helicase activity; ATP binding. The transcript is spliced from 5 exons. The coding region runs from base 1 to 1581 and encodes 526 amino acids. Gene Ontology annotation, cellular component: nucleus; chromosome; cytoplasm.
AUGUUCGCACACAACGGCAUGAUGUGUUUCGUCACGUCGUACCACAAAGGAUACCGGAGCAGCGGCCAGACCAAAAAAAUCCACCGAGACUUGCUCAGGGAGGCGGGCGAGCUGCUGGUGUGGUACUUAUUGCUCGUGUUUCCGUUCUGGCGGGAGGCGGACGGCAUCUCCAAGCAGGCCUAUCACUACAGCGUUUUCUUCGACUCCGACGGGCAAACGGAUGCCGACGCGGACGCGGAUGCGGGCGAGGACGUGGACGACAGCAGGGCAACGUGGACAUGGAAGGAGGACCGAACAUGGACGACGGACCGGGCUAGACGCAUUAAACAACGGCACAGCGUCCGACUGCUCGGGAACAAGCUGUAUGUGAGCAUGUGGCGGCACUCUGCCAUAGCUAUCGCAAACUGGAUCUUGAACGAGGCUUUCGGGCGGUGGAACCCCGGGAGAAUAGGGGACGAGGACGAGGACGAGAACGACAAGCUCGGCGACAGCCCCGGCGUGGCGGCUAAGCAGCAGCAUUUCCGCAAAGUCAGCGGUCAGUGGCACCGGUUCUUGGGAAUCGAGGCGGAGGACCAGGCGAGCAGCUGGGGCGGCAGUGGCGGCUUGAAGCGGAAGGUCGAGCUAUACGACGGCGUCCGUCUCGUGGCCCGGCUGCGCCGCUUCGCCAGGCUCCGGCAGACCGACGUGGCAGGCCUGCUGCGGCAGAUGACGGGCAACCACACGGCGACGUCCCGCGGAAACCAGGAGAGGGUAGCCCAAGACAUCGUCAACAGCCACAGCCCCAUCGUGCAGAUCAUGGGCACGGGCGGCGGCAAGAGCUUGUCGUUCAUGCUGCCAGCGUUCUGCUCGCCGGACGGCGUCACGAUCGUCAUCACAACACUCACCGCGUUACGGACUGACUUGGACGCGCGGUCGUCCGUCAUUUUCGUGACGCCCGAGUCCGUCAUCAGUAAGGGGUUCCAGGAUUUCGUAGCCGGGCUCGGGUCGCGCCAAGCGCUUGACCGUGUGGUGGUCGACGAGUGCCACGUCAUACUGGAGGGGACGCGGUCGUUUCGGCCCAAGCUGCGCGAGGUCGGCGCAGCGAUACGGGAGUUCGGCGUCCAGGUAGUAUGCUUGUCGGCAACGCUGGCAUCGGCGAACGAGUACGCAUUCUCCGGGCUCAUGGGGAUGAAGUUCCAGUUCGCUUGGCCGGGCUCGCGGAGCAGGGAGAGAGGGCCAGAGGAGAGGCGACGGGACGACAUCGACGAGGCGUGCUGCCGCGUCGCAGAGAAGUGGCUGGCGGACGGCGAGCCUGGCAAAACGCUCAUCUACGCCAUGUCUAUCGCGAGGGUGGAGCGGCUGAGCGCGGCGCUGGCAUGUCCGGCGUUCGACAGCGACAUCGACACAAGCCAGGGCAAGGCCGACCGGCUCGCAGCACGGCAACACGGCAGCGGUGCCGCCGAGGGGCUGGUCGUCGCGACGAACGUGCUGGGGCUCGGCAUCGAUGUACCGGAAGUACGUCUCGUGAUCCACGCCGACAUGCCGCGGCAGCCUCGGGCUGAGGCGGUGCUGGCAGCAGCAGCGGGGGCCACGCGGACGUAG